Messenger RNA from Procambarus clarkii (red swamp crayfish), 567 nucleotides. NCBI's taxonomy places the organism in Eukaryota, Metazoa, Arthropoda, Malacostraca, Decapoda, Cambaridae. The record is from RefSeq and is a predicted model, not a curated record.
AUGGACCACCAGUGGCUCAUGGCCCACCAGUGGCUCAUGGACCACCAGUGGCUCAUGAAUCACCAGUGGCUCAUGGACAACCAGUGGCUCAUGGACCACCAGUGGCUCAUGGAUCCCCAGUGGCUCAUGGACCACCAGUGGCUCAUGGACCACCAGUGGCUCAUGGACCACCAGUGGCUCAUGGACCACCAGUGGCUCAUGGACCACCAGUGGCUCAUGGACCACCAGUGGCUCAUGAAUCACCAGUGGCUCAUAGAUCACCAGUGGCUCAUGGACCACCAGUGGCUCAUGGACCACCAGUGGCUCAUGGACCACCAGUGGCUCAUGGACCACCAGUGGCUCAUGAAUCACCAGUGGCUCAUAGAUCACCAGUGGCUCAUGGACCACCAGUGGCUCAUGGACCACCAGUGGCUCAUGGACCACCAGUGGUUCAUGGACCGCCAGUGGUUUAAUAAUAACGAGUUGAAAGUGUGGAUCAGGGAAUAUUUUGCCAGUCAUAGCCAGCAGGUAGUGCCAAAGACCGUCAUGAGGGUCAUUAUGUCACCAUGGCAUGCUGCUCCCUCUUGA